CGCUGGAUCUAGGCUAGCGGGGCCCUGCCGCACCCCCUGGCUUGAAGGGGUUUCCAUCCUAUCCAGGCUUUACAGUUUGGUUCAAUGGCUCUCAGUGCUUCCCCCUCCGUACAGAUUGUUUCAGGCCCCCUGCCUGGGACUAGGAGCCGGGGAUAACAAUGGGUACAGCUGGUGGGGGGGGUGAGCCCUCCUCGCAUUGUAGGGACAGGACCCUAACCCCUGAGCACCCCCAACAUCCCCCCACUGAGCAUGUGGCCCCAGCCUUCCCGGUCCUGGGGCCCAGGGAGGGCACAUGGCCCCAGUCUGAACCCCAGGGGCAGCCGAAGGAGAAGCCUGACAUGCUCCUCACAGGGGCCGUGCACCCCACCUCCGCAGUCAGCUGUGACUCUCAGCCAGCCUGGAAAACAGAAGGGUUUGUUGGUCGCUGGGAAGGCGGCAUAGAACAGAGCUUGUUAGCACAGAAACCAAGAGCGUUCGGCAACGUCUGGCUUGGGGGGAAUCCAGGGUCUUGAGUCCUGGGCUCUCCCCGCUGAGUCCCAAACCAGGAGACUGAGCCGCUUCCAGCCCCCCAUCCACACUGACACCCAGCUGCCCCUCCCCCAUGCUUUCUCUCUUUCCCAGGAAAACAGGUCACCUGGCCUCCCCCUCUCUCUUUGUUCUCCAACACCUUUGGCUGGCUCCCUGCAGAGGAGGGGCUCUGGCCAUCACUUGCCAGGAUAGAGAAUUUUGGCCAUUUUCUACACCCAGGCAGCCACUCUGCCAUCACGCCUGCCCUCUAGAGGUCUCCACAAUGAUCACACCCCUGUAUCCCACCAGCUUGAUACUUGUGUAACACAUGGGGAAACUGAGGCACACACACAGUACUCAGAGAAAACAUUAAGAACAAUCCCGCUUCAUGAAUCCCUCUGAGACCAGCCCAGGGGCACUUUCUGCAGUGGCUGGAACUCCUCUGACCACACCAGCCCCUGAGCCUGAGCCUGCAGAUGAUGGAGAGACCUGGGGAAAGGGCUGGAGCUGGGCAGGAAAAUGACUCUGCACGGAAGGCGCCUUUCAGGGACUAGCUGCAUGGCAGAGUCAUAGAAUCAGAGCGUCUGUCUGCAGGGAGAGAGCCUGGGGGGAAUCGGGGAGUGACAUGGACUCCAGCCCCUUAUGAAACCUGCCCAAUCUCCCUGCUCCUCCGACAGGCUGAGGAAUCGCGUCCACGUUUCGCUUCAGAUUGUCCCAUCUUGCAGCGGACAGGGCAGGGAAAUGGCUGUGAUGGAGCCAGCUCAGACGCCGGUGACCUUCGAGGAGGUGGCUGUGUAUUUCACCCAGGGGCAGGGGGCUCUGCUGGACCCCGCUCAGAGAGCCCUCUACAGGGACGUCAUGCAGGAGAACUACGAGACAGUGACCUCGCUGGGAUUCCCCCUUCCCAAACCUGACCUGAUCGCCCGACUGGAACGAGGGGAAGAGCCGUGGGUGCCCGAUCUCCAGGCCGGUGAGGAAAGAGAGAUCCCGAGAGUCAGCCACACAGCAGGUGAUGAGAGAGUGAGUGAAAACGAGGAGGAGAAUCAACAGCAGGAGAUUCCUGGGUACAGGGAAUCACAGGGCACCUUUGUGGGAAGACCCCAUAAGUGCUUAAACUGUGGAAAAAGUUUCAUAUGGAGGUCACAACUUGUUUUACAUCAUCGAAUCCACACAGGAGAGAGACCCCACAAGUGCUUAGACUGUGGGAAAAGUUUCAUACGGAGGUCAAACCUUGUUAAACAUCAAGCAGUCCACACUGAAGAGAGACCUCAUAAGUGCUUAGAUUGUGGAAAAAGUUUCAUACGGAGGUCACAACUUGUUUUACAUCAGGAAUGCCACACUGAAGGGAGACCCCAUAAGUGCUUAAUCUGUGGGAAACGUUUCAUAUGGAAGAUAGACCAUGUUAAACAUCAAGCAAUCCACACUGGAGAGAGACCCCAUAAGUGCUUAGACUGUGGGAAAAGUUUCAUACAGAGGUCACACCUUGUUAGACAUCAGGCAAUCCACACAAGAGAGAAACCCCAUAAGUGCUUAGACUGUGGAAAAAGUUUCAUACGGAGGUCAACCCUACUUAAUCAUCAGGCAAUCCACACGGGAGAGAGACCCCAUAAGUGCUUAGCCUGUAGAAAAAGUUUCAUACGGAGGUCACACCUUGUUAGACAUCAGGAACGCCACACUGGAGGGAGACCCCAUAAGUGCUUAAUCUGCGGGAAACGUUUCAUAUGCAAGUUAGACCAUGUUAAACAUCAAGCAAUCCACACUGGAGAGAGACCCCACAAGUGCUUACUCUGUGGGAAAAGCUUCAUACUUAGAUCAUACCUUGUUUUACAUCAUCGAGUCCACACAGGAGAGAGACCCCAUAAGUGCUUAGACUGUGGGAAAAGUUUCAUACGGAGGUCAACGCUACUUAGUCAUCAGGCAAUCCACACUGGAGAGAGACCUCAUAAGUGCUUAGACUGUGGGAAAAGUUUCAUACAGAGGUCACGCCUUGUUAGACAUCAGGCAAUCCACAAAGGAGAGAGACCCUAUAAGUGCUUAGACUGUGGGAAAAGUUUCAUAUGGAGGUCAGACCUUGUUAAACAUCAAGCAGUCCACACAGGAGAGAGACCUCAUAAGUGCUUAGAUUGUGGAAAAAGUUUUAUACAGCGAUCAACCCUACUUGAUCAUCAGGCAAUCCACACUGGAGAGAGACCCCAUAAAUGCUUAAUCUGUGGGAAAAGUUUCAUACGGAGGUCAGAUCUUGUUAAACAUCAAGCAGUCCACACUGGAGAGAGACCCCAUAAAUGCUUAAUCUGUGGGAAAAGUUUCAUACGGAGGUCAGAUCUUGUUAAACAUCAAGCAGUCCACACUGGAGAGAGACCCCAUAAAUGCUUAAUCUGUGGGAAAAGUUUCAUACGGAGGUCAAACCUUGCAAAACAUCAGAUAAUCCACACAGGAAAGAAAUCCCAUAAAUGUUUGGACUGUGGGAAAAGUUUUACACAAAGAUCAAAUCUUAUGGCACAUCAGGCAAUCCACACAGGAGAGAGACCUCAUAAGUGCUUGGACUGUGGGAAAAGUUUCACAUGGAGAUCAGUCCUGGUUACACAUCAGAGAUUACACACAGGAGAGAGACCCCAUAAGUGCUUAGACUGUGGGAAAAGUUUCAUACAGAGGUCCCACUGUGUUAAACAUCAAGCCGUCCACAGUGGAGAGAGAUCUCAUAAGUGCUCAGAGUGUGGAAAAAGUUUCAUAAUGCGGUCAACGCUACUUAAUCAUCAGGCAAUCCACACUGGAGAGAGACCCCAUAAAUGUUUAAUCUGUGGAAAAAGUUUCAUACGGAGGUCAGGCCUUGUUAAACAUCAGGCUAUCCACACUGGAGAGAGACCUCAUAAGUGCUUAGACUGUGAGAAAAGUUUUAUCCAGAGGUCCCACCUUGUUAGACAUCAGGCAGUCCACACUGGAGAGAGACCUCAUAAGUGCUUAGACUGUGGGAAAAGUUUUAUUCAGAGGUCCCACCUUGUUAGACAUCAGGCAAUCCACACAGGAGAGAUACCCCAUAAGUGCUUAGACUGUGGGAAAAGUUUUAUCCAAAGGUCCCACCUUGUUAAACAUCAAGCAAUCCAUACAAGAGGGAGACCAUAAGACUCUUGGAAAGGUUUCAGAAACAGAUUAGCCCUUCUAAAGAUCAGGCAAUCCACACACGCGAGAGAACCCCGUAAGUGCUUAGACUAUGGAAAAAUGUUUCAAAUAGAUGUCAUCCCUUGUUUUACAUCAGAGAAUCCACACAGAGGAGUGACCCCAUAACUGCUUAGCCUGUGAAAGACCUUUUAAAUGGAGGUCAGAACUUGUUUCAAAUUAGGCAAUUCACACAAGAGAGAGACCCUAUAAGUGUUUGGACCAUGUGAAAAGUUUCACACAAAGAUCGAAUCUUAUAACACUCAGAGGAUCCACACAGGAGAGAGACCGCAUCAGUGCUCAGACUGGAAAAAGUUUCCUACAUAGGUCAGACCUCGUUAAACAUCAGCUAAUCCACAGAGGAGAGAGAUCCCAUAAGUGCUUAGGCUGUGGGUAAAGUUUUAUAAGGAGCUCAGCCCAUGUUUUAGAUCAGAGAAUCCACACAGGAGACCCCAUAAGUGCUCAGACUAUGGAGAAACUUUCAUACCGUGGUCAAGGCUUCUUAAUUAUCAGGCAGUCCUCAAAAGAGGGAGACUCCGUAAGUGCUUAGACUGUGGAAAAAGUUUCAUACAGAGGUCAGACCUUGUUAAACAUCAGACAAUCCACACUGAAGAGAGAUCCGAUAAGUGCUUAGACCAGGGGUGGGCAAACUUUUUGAGGACCAGACCACAUCGGGGUUGAAAACUUAUAUGGAGGGCCGGGGCAGGGAAGGCUGUGCCUCCCCAAACAGCCUGGACCCGCCUCCAUCUGACCCCCUCCCACUUCCUGCCUUCUGACUGCCCCCCUCAGUAUCCCUGAUCCAUCCAAUCCCUCCUGCUCCUUGUCCCCUGACCGCCCCCUCCAGAGACCCCCACCCACCCCUAACCACCCCCCAGGACCUCAUCUGAAGGAUUCAUGCAGGGUUCAUGCACUUGGCAACAUUUAGGGCACACCCUGAGUGUUGUGUAGGAGCAGUGCACACACGGCUCCUCUCAAGGGCAUGAACCUUGGAAACUCGCCCUAAGGACAUGAACCGUGGGAAGCCUCCCAGGACUGGGCUCAAGGCCCAAGAGCAAGGAAUGCGGUAGAUAGAAAUUGGUUAAUAAGAAUCUUAAACAAAGCCAGUGUAUUCCUUUUAUCUGUUGGAGUAUGUAAUGCGCAGGAGGAGGGGGAGAAUAAAAGAGAGGGUGGAAAGCUGACAAGGCAGACCAGCCCGUCGGCAGACCAGCCCGCUUGCUUGCUUAAAGCUUUGUCUGUCUUGUAUUUGGACUGCAACACUCAUCCCCUAUCUAAACCCCCUGACUGCCCCCUCCAGGGGCCCCUGCCCCAAACCACCUCCCCAGGACCCCACCCCCUUCCCAUUCCCCCGUGCUCCCUGUCCCCUGACUGCUCCAACCCCUAUCCACACCCCUGCCCCCUGACAGGCCCCCGGGACUCCCACACCUAUCCAAUCCCCCCACGUUCCCCACCCCCUGACCGCCCCCCCCAAAACAUCCGCCCAUCCAACAGCCCCCGUCCCCUUACUCCCCCCUGGGACUCCCUGCCCCUUAUCCAACCCUCCGGCCCCGGCCCCCUUACCAUGCUGCUGGUGGCCCGGCAGGAGCCAGACACGCUGCACCACUCUCCCGGAGGAGCACGCAGCCCCACCCCUCAGAGCGCUGCCCGCACGGUGCAGCUGAGGCUCCGGGAGAGCAGGGAAGGUAGGGGAUGGGCUGGGAGCAGACUCCCCCGCCGGGCGCUCAGGCGGGUCGGUCAGGACAGUCCCGCAGGCCGGAUGUGGCCCGCAGCCCGUAGUUUGGCCACCCCUGGCUUAGACUGUGGGAAACAUUUCAGAAACUGAUGAGUCCUUGUUCUACAUCAAGGAAUCCACAAGACUCCAUAAGUGCUUGGACUGAGCAAAAGUUGUACACAGAGAUCACACCUCAUUAAACAUGGGAGAAUUCACACACGAUCUAAACUUCUGUGACACCUGGCCCAAAAGAGUUAAGAACCUUGCAGGCUAAUUGACCCAGAUUCAACCUUUAGAGACAUGUUAGAAAACUGUGUAAAUGGUAUUUGGGGCCACUCCAAGUAAUAUAGAGUAGAACUUUGAAAUGUAAACUGGUGUUGUUAAAAAAUUGGAAGAAGAUAGUAGGACUGUUGAUUAAUUGCAGUUAAUUCGUGUGAUUAACUCAAAAAAAUUCAUUGGGGUUAGAAAAAUUAAUUUCAAUGAAUCACAUUGUAAAACAAUAGAAUACCAAUUGGAAUUUGUUAAAUGUUUUUGGAUGUUUUUCUGCGUUUUCUCAUAUGCUGAUUUCUCACAACAAAGAAUAGAAAGUGUACAGUGCUCACUUUAUAUUAUUUUUUAUUACAAAUAUUUGUACUAUAAACAUUCAAAACACAAAUAGUAUUUUUCAGUUCACCUCAUACAAGUACUGUAGUGAAAUCUCUUUAUCAGGAAAGUGUAACUUAGAAACAUAGAUGAUUUUAAUUAUAUAAGUGCACUCAAAAAUAAAGCAAUUAAGACCUUUAGAGACUAGAAGUCCACUCAGUGCUACUUCUUUUUCUGCCAAUCGCUAAGGCUUGGUCUAUGCUACGAGUUUAUGUUGGAUUUAGCAGCGUUAAAUCGAAUUAACCCUGCAUCCGUCCACACAAUGAAGCCAUUUUUUCGACAUAAAAAAAGGGCUCUUAAAACCGAUUUCUGUACUCCUCCCCAAUGAGGGGAUUAGCGCUGAAAUCGACAUCGCUGUUUCGAAUUAGGGUUAGUGUGGACGCAAUUCAAAGGUAUUGGCCUCUGGGAGCUAUCCCACAGUGCACCACUGUGACCGUUCUGGACAGCACUCUGAACUCGGAUGCACUGGCCAGGUGUACAGGAAAAGCCCCAGGAACUUUUGUAACUCAUUUCCUGUUCACCCCAGGCGAGUUCAUCAGCACAGGUGACCAUGCAGUCUCAGAAUUGAAAAAGAGCUCCAGCAUGGACCGAAUGGGAGGGACUGGAUCUGAUCGCUGUAUGGGGAGAGGAAUCCGUGCUAUCAGAACAAUGUUCCAAAAGACGAAAUGCCAAAACAUUUCAAAAAAUCUCCGAGGCCAUGAGGGACAGAGGCUACAGCAGGGACGCAACACAGUGCCGCGUGAAACUUAAGGAGCUCAGACAAGCGUACCAGAAAACCAAAGAAUCAAACAGACGCUCCGGGACAGAGCCCCAGACAUGCCGCUUCUACGCUGAGCUGCAUGCAAUUCUAGGGGGAGCCGCCACCACUACCCCACCCCUGUCCGUGGACUCCAAUGAUGGGGUACUCUCCUCCAUGCCUGAGGAUUUUUCAGAUGGGGAAGAUGAGGAGGAGGAGGACGAGCUUAAGGAGAGCACACAGCACACCAUUCUCCCCGACAGCCAGGAUCUUUUUAUCACCCUGACUGAAAUACCCUCCCAACCCAACCAAGCCGGAGAAGGGACCUCUGCAGCUGCCAAUGUUUCAAGCCUCCCUCCUCCGUCCCAAAGGCUAUCUCAGAUAAGGCGGCGAAAAAAAUGCAUGCGCUAUGAAAUGUUCUCUGAGCUCAUGCAGUCAUCUGGCACUGACAGAGCUCAGCAGAAUGUGUGGAGGGACACAAUAGCAGAGUACAGGAAAGUGGCCGAUGAACGUGAGGAGAGGUGGUGGCAGGAAGAUCAGAGGAGGCAUGAGGCAAUGCUGGGGCUACUGCAGUAUCAAACGGACAUCCUCCGGCCUCUGGUGGAGGUUCAUGAACGGCAGCAGGAUCACAGACUGCCGCUGCAGCCACUGUUUAAUUGCCCUCCCUCCUCCCCAAGUUCCAUAGCCUCCUCACCCAGACGCCCAAGAACAUGGGGGGAGGGAGGUGGGGAGGCUCCGGGCACCCAACCACUUCACCCCAGUGGACAGCCCAAGCAACAGAAGGCUGUCAUUCAAGAAGUUUUAAAGUGGCCUUUUCCUUCCCUCCUGCCUUCUUCCCACACCUCACCUGAGCUACCUUGUGAGUUAUCUCCCUAUUUUUAUAAUCAAUUAAUAAAGAAUACAUGUUUUUUAAAUGAUAA
Messenger RNA from Caretta caretta (loggerhead turtle), 7666 nucleotides. NCBI's taxonomy places the organism in Eukaryota, Metazoa, Chordata, Testudines, Cheloniidae. The record is from RefSeq and is a predicted model, not a curated record.